Messenger RNA from Eutrema salsugineum, 1098 nucleotides. Its product is annotated as probable E3 ubiquitin-protein ligase RHY1A. NCBI's taxonomy places the organism in Eukaryota, Viridiplantae, Streptophyta, Magnoliopsida, Brassicales, Brassicaceae. The record is from RefSeq and is a predicted model, not a curated record. The transcript is spliced from 3 exons. Bases 84 to 827 code for a protein of 247 amino acids.
ACACCUCUCUCUGUCUCUUUAAUCCUUAUCUCAUCAUCGUAUCUGCAUUUCUUUGAGAUUUAACGAAAUUAGGUGAUCGGUGCAUGACGAGCGCAUCGGAACUCUUCUCCACUCGAAGAUCGCGUCCGGGUAGAUCCGACCCGGAUUUCGAAUCCGACUCAUCUCUUCAUCGACACCACUCACACCAUCACCAUCAUCACCAUCGCCGUCACGGAAUCCAUCAUCACAAUCACCGUCAUGAUUCCGACGGCUGUGAUUCUCUCCGGAGAGCCCCGCCACGUCUCCGACGCUUCUAUCACCAUCUUGGUCUCCCGGAACGUAGACCUGUUCAUGGCACUUCACAGUAUCUGAAUACGAACAGUGCUGAUUCAGAAACUGAUGACAGCAACAUAAAUGGAUCCGAGAGGCUUCCUGGAGCUGUUUUGCUUGCAAGGGCAAGACUUUUCGAAAGAUUGAGAGGUGUUUCUUUGUCUAAUGACAGUCCAAGCAACAGAGUUUCACAGGGAGACAAUCAGGUGGAGUCCUCAUUGCAUUCAGCAGAUGCGGUUUAUUACUAUGGAGAUCCAAAUUUUCAAGUGUCCUAUGAAUGCAACAAGAAACCACAAGGUCUCACUCAAGGUGCCAUCAACUGUUUACACAGGCAAACUUAUAGCUCAGCCGAGGUUAAUAACGAGAGGAGAGAUUGUAGCAUAUGUUUAGAGAGUUUCGCUAAAGGCGACAUACUUAUAUCCUUACCCUGUUCCCAUAGUUUUCAUUCUUCGUGCUUAAACCCUUGGCUUAAAGCUUGCGGCGAUUGCCCUUAUUGCCGUAGAGCCAUUAGUAAUUAGAAAAUCUUCGCCACACGACAUCUUUUGUUCUUCUUCUUGCUCUAGACAACUUUAAAACCGGUCUUUGUUUUUGCCCAUUGAGUGUUUUUCUCUGUCACGAGUUUGUAUUCGUAACAGUUUUUUGUGUGCCAUUGGGAGGUUCAAGUGUUUUGUAUUGUAGUCUUUCUGUGUGUGAAUCUUUUUAGUCUUGUUGGUUAUCAAAGACUUUUUCAAAUCUUGAUCCUACAACUCGGUUAUGUUUUGAGGUUAAAAGCUCAACAGCUUUACGUUU